Molecule: messenger RNA, 1002 nt
Organism: Symbiodinium necroappetens
Lineage: Eukaryota; Dinophyceae; Suessiales; Symbiodiniaceae
Source: the annotation of a GenBank genome assembly
AUGACGAACGAGCAGCUCUCAAGCUUCGAGGAGCUGAAAAGCACUGUGGUGAAGAGCUUGGAGACCUCCGGGCUGCUUUCGCAGAUCAGGGCGCAGCUGCGUGCAAAUGUCUUCAAGGCAAUUGAAAGCUCUCAAGGCGUGAGUGGAACUCAGGCGAAGGAGCUGAGUGACAGAAGCCCCUUUACGUUGCUCUCAAUGGAGCUCGUGGCUGAGUUUUUCCAGUUUCAUGGCCUUCAUCACUCCCUGUCUGUCUUCCGGUGUGAGGCACAGCUAACAACGUCGUGUACAGAAGCCCCGACUUCUCUUCGGAGGCGCAGUGAGCUGAUUGCGGAGAUGGACCUCGAGCAUUCGGAAGCUGAAAACUGCUCCGUGCUCGAGCACCUGGUAGAAGCCCGGAGGGUGGAUGUGCCACAUCGAUCCGUCUCGGAACCAGAGAAGGAAGAGCCGAAGGUUCAGGUCCAAGCUCCGACUCAAAAAGAGCUGGCGCCGCCCAAGAAGCACAGGUCUGAUACUUGGGCAACUCCGGCAAGCCACAGCAGAGAAGGCGAGAGAAGAGCAGAGCGGCUGCACCGACGGCUCUCGGACCCUCUCGGCGGCACCGAUGCACUUCAAAGCCUGUCUCAGCAGAUGGCUCCAGGCUCUUUGACGUCUCCGGUGGGCCUCACGGCAUGGGGUCCAGGGAGAGGACGUGACAUAGGCAUGCUGACAACCAGCCCAUUGGGACAGAGACAGCGGCUGCCGCCCCUGAGCGGCGAGAGUGCGCCGUCCAUGGCGCCACCUGCGCGCCUGACCGCGGUGUUGGCUCCUUCCAGUCCCAACCUGUCGCCGGCAAACUCCUCCGUCGGUACCGUCAAGGAGGGGGCAUCGCUGGAGCCGUCGGAUGCUUCCGCUUCCGGGGUCUCCACAGUGCUGCCCCACGCGUCGCCCGCGACAUCACCAGGUGAUAGUGCUGGGACGCUUUCGUCGCAACAGUACGACUAUCUGGAUGGCGUGUCUGCGUGA